CUCUGGCUUUUCACUUCACUUUUGGAAGCUCUUUUAUUCGACUUAAAUUUUAUGUUUUGAGUAGAAGGUUUUUCAACAUCCUCUUCCUCCGUUUGCUGUUGUAAUCCCUGCACUCCCGACCAUGGCCAUAGUACCGGUUUCCAAUAUCCACACGAUGCGACCAAAUCCCCUCCAGGGCCUGGAGUUCCUUUACGUACCUCUGCAGUACGGCGUGCAUGUGACCACGACGCUGAUCUCGGCCAUAGGGUCCUUCCUGUACCGCCUGUGGACGCCGCCCUUGAGAAGAAGUUGGUGAACCCCCUUAAAAAAGGAGCUUUGCAGUGGGUAUUAUUUUCUACUCGCCGUCCACAGUGUCCAAGGUGUAGAAGACGCCUUGGCAAGACGAGGCUAAGGAAGCCAGACUUGGUCACCAAAGGAAUUCGAUGCCGGGACGGACACGACUUCGAGCGAGGCAGAUGAAGAAGAUGUUAAGCCAGGCGGAUGCACAAGCAAGGCACGCCGAGGGACAGGGUCCAUGACCAGGACCAGUCUGGGCUGGAGGCGCUGCCAUGGGUCGGGAGGCGGAGGAGCCGGGCAUGGGAACACGAGAAGGGACAGCACCAACGGCAACAGCAGCGCAAACAAAACGACCAGCAGAUCUGGAGGAGCGGAAGAACUGUGCACUGCAAAAUUUAUGUGGCGAACUCCAAGAAAUCGCUAGAA
Messenger RNA from Drosophila biarmipes, 702 nucleotides. RefSeq lists its product as uncharacterized. The record is from RefSeq and is a predicted model, not a curated record. Bases 122 to 295 code for a protein of 57 amino acids. Lineage: Eukaryota; Metazoa; Arthropoda; Insecta; Diptera; Drosophilidae. The transcript is spliced from 2 exons.